Dicrocoelium dendriticum is the source of this 801-nucleotide messenger RNA. Lineage: Eukaryota; Metazoa; Platyhelminthes; Trematoda; Plagiorchiida; Dicrocoeliidae. The record is from the annotation of a GenBank genome assembly.
CAUUUAACCUGUUGUACCGGAAAACAAAUUCCCUCCAGGCCAAUUUUUCAUGUCAAAAAUAAGCCACUCCCGUUUCCCGCGUAAGGAUGAAGCGCGUACUGAUCCCAUUGGAAACACGAAUAAUUCACAACUUCGUCAUAUAAUCGGGUCACUUGCGGGAUAUGUAUUUUCUGUCAAUAAAGAAGCCGUGGACGAUUGCAACCUUAGUUAUGAAAGAAUGAGAUUCGACUAUGUCACUAACUUGCCGUUCCAAAUGAUGGUAUAUUUCAACUGCUUUUUUACUCCAUUCUGGGCAGCCAGCGUUACAGCAGUGACAGUAAAUAAGAUACCCUAUAUGGGAAGAAUACACAAAGUGUUGAACGUAGCUUCGCUAAUUUUGUACAGCAUCAUCCAGGGACCCCGUUUGUAUUUCGCAUUUACUGGAAACUUGAUGGAACAAGUUCCGGAACUGGUCGGAUUUUGGCUUCUGACUAUUCUUAUACAAAUACCGACAAUUUUAUUUCUGUUGUUGGAUGAAGGAAUGAAAGCAUCUCCAUUUGAGCGGGUGUUGCACUUGAUAGAGUUUAUAUUUGUUGCACUUGAAGCUAUUGUUGGAUUUUUCGUCAUCAAACUGAUGGUUCGAAAUCAAGCGAUUAAGUUCCAAGUUUACAUGCAAAGCAAGAAACUCGAUAAAUCAGCCUUACCAGAGAGAGUGUUGUAAAUCAUCAGGCAACUGAAUUGAACCUAAAUUUGCGACUGAAACGUCAUUGCUGUUGGAGUGUAUGAACAAAAAGCCUAAUAAAUGUCGGUUAGAUUUUGGAA